AUGAACAAACAUGGCUGUGAAAGAUGCGGCACAAUUCAUCCUAUGAAACAAUGCCCAGCAUUUGGAAAACAAUGUUACAGAUGUUUAAAACAAAACCAUUUUGCAUCGCCAUCAUCUAGAUCAUCGAUUCAUGCAGUUGAAGAAGAUAUAAACAGCUUCGUCAUUGGUGAAUUAGCCAUACAUAGUUGCACUGCGAAUCAGGAAAAUUGUUGGUGGAAAGAACUAUAUCUAAAUGGCAUGAAAGUCAGAUGCAAAUUAGACACAGAGGAUGGUUCAACUUUAAGACGGAACCGAAGAGAUCUCGUCUACACCAAAGAAGAUUCACCUAUAUGCGCACCACCAGUGGAUGAUAGCACAGAUCAUUUUUCACCAUUAGAAACAACACAACCACAAAGGUUGGAAUCCCCAAUUCACCCUCAGUGCAACAGUCCAACAGAUGACACCACACAGUCUUCCCAAGAAUCCAUCCUGAGGACACGAAGUAGUCGUUCAUCAAAACUCCCUGUUAGAUUCAAGGACUAUGUUCUUAAUUAA
Molecule: messenger RNA, 534 nt
Organism: Helobdella robusta
Lineage: Eukaryota; Metazoa; Annelida; Clitellata; Rhynchobdellida; Glossiphoniidae
Exons: 3
Coding region: 1-534 (177 amino acids)
Source: RefSeq, a predicted model, not a curated record